Molecule: messenger RNA, 285 nt
Organism: Microthlaspi erraticum
Lineage: Eukaryota; Viridiplantae; Streptophyta; Magnoliopsida; Brassicales; Brassicaceae
Source: the annotation of a GenBank genome assembly
AUGAAGUUUGCGACAUUUAUACUCAUCGCAUUGAUAAUAAUCUCCACCUCGUCUCCUGAUUUUGCCAGAGCAACUACUCUAGGGGGUUUCGGAGAAGUAGCACAAGUAUGUGAUCCGACGAAGCUCUUGCCGUGCUUACGGGCAAUACAGAAGGGAGAAGCUCCGUCUAAAGAUUGCUGCACCGGACUGGCCAUGGUAGCACAGGAACCUGAUCCUGAUCAUAGUGUUCCUUCUCCAAACGCUCGUAAUGAUUGUACUAAGCCUACUCCUGGUGGUUGUAAUUGA